AUGACAUCCCGGCGUGCUCCCCUCGAAGACAUCCCUCCCCCUCCAUACUCAGAAACAGACAUAUACUCCAACACGUCCUCUGGCCCAUCUCCGACCAACCCGACACCGCCCACCACCACAUCAACCCUGCGAAGGAACUCAUCCAACUCGGACGACACCACCACCUACGACGGCGAGAUUAUUUACACCCCUCCUCUAACUCCCCAGUCGGCACAAUCCAACACUGCUGCUGACCUUGUCGCUGCCCCCUCAUCGCCGCUUGCUACUUCUCGUCCUCGGCGGAUCCCAGAGGCGCAGGCAUACUUCGACAGCCGGCCGCAUUCGGGUGUUUUCGUCGGUGGCCCGACAACAGUUGAGAUCACCCUCGCUGCUGACCCAGCUCUGACGGAUGUAGAGGCCAUCGCUGGGAUCGACAGGUUGACUGUCGGUGGUGGUGCUGGUGAGAAUGGGGAUAUCACGCGGGAGGACUGGAUGACGUUUCUGAAUUAUCUGCUGCCUGGGUUUGCGGAUAGGACGAAUGAACGGGUGGUGGAUAGGAAACUGAGGGCGGAGGGGGUUGAGACUGGUAGUGAGAAGGGGGAGAGUGAUACUAGGAGCCAGGCCGAGGUUUUCUUGCUGGAGAGGAUAAGGGGGGUUGGUAAUAGGGAUGGUGAUGGGGAGGGGGUCGGGGCGAGGAGGGAGAGGGUGGAGAGGAUGGUGAGGGAGUGGAAUGAGGGGUUUUGGGAGAGUAGGGGGGUGAGGGUUGUUGUUAGGUAUGAGGGCGAGGGAGAGAGGGAGGAGAGGAUGCCUGGGGGAUGGGAGGAGAGGUUUGAUACUCCUUCGGGGCAGGGACAGCAGCAGGCGCGGGGGCAAGGGGGGUGGAUGGGACGGUUUAGUCCUUUUGGUGGAGGGAGUGGUGCUGCUGGGCCUAGCAACAGUAACAAUAACAAUAACGGCAAUGGGUUCAACUUUGGCGGAAUCAAAGUUGAUGGGGAGAGGAUUAGCAUCGGGAAUAAUUUUGUGGUAGAUGGUCGGACUGGCCAUCUCAAGAUCGGGGGCAUAGUGGCUGAUACUAAUGGGAUUAGCAUCAAUGGGUGGAAUCCUGGGAAUAUGUUUGGUGGCAGAGGGGGGCCCCACGGUCGUGGAGGAGGACCUGGGGGUUGGUGUCGUCUUCCGGGUGAUGUCCGUGGGUUUCAACCUCCACCAAUCAUGCCGGGGAUGUCAUGCCCGCCUCGAUGGACUUGGGGUGGUCCUGGUGGGAGAGGUGCUUGCGGCGGACAGAGGCCCGAACGUGGACAACAUCACUACUUUGGUCGGGGAGGACGAGGAGGAUGGUGGAACAGCCGUUGGGGGCAAGGUCCGACAGAACCAGAACAGCCAGCACAACGUGGACGGGAAGGCGAGGAGGGUGUUGGCAACGUUCAACCGGCCAACCAACCUGCUCAGGGCCAAGACCGUGGAAGGACACACCAGUCUCCUUCCAAAGAGCGCCGUCGCUCCCGGUCAAGCUCUGUAUCGAGCACAUCAUCAAGGUCGUCCAGCAGUUCUGAGUCCACCAUCGGCUCUCUACCCGACUAUGACGACCUGAAAGACACCCAGCUGCCCGUCAUGAAGACGUACCUCUCGGAGUCCCUCCAUCACCCCGAACAACAGAUCACACGGGAAAGAGUGCGUCAAGCAAAGCAACAGAUCCGUGAGGCUCGCCGUGCCCCUGCCACAGAGAUCAACGAGCCAGUCAACAUGACACAGGACCGCAAGGCCCUGCGCCGUGAGGUUAAGGAGUUGAUGCGUGAAUGGAAGCAGCUGAAGAAGGAGCAAAAGCGUCAGCGCCGCCAGCUCCGCAAGGAGAAGCGUCAACGCCGAAGGCAAGAGAAGCGGGAGAAGCGUCAAACCAAAAAGGAGAUGCGCCGGGCAGAGAAGGACUUUCACCGUCACGGUCAUAGAUCUGGUCCUCUUCCUGUUCCCCAUCAUGGUCCACCACCGCCUGGCCCUCCGCCUCCCCAUGGACCGUCUCAUCUUUUUCCUCAGGGCUUUCCGCCUUACAUGCCCCCGAUGCCCCCGAUGCCCCCGAUGCCCCCGAUGCCCCCAAUGCCUCAAACAAACCCCUUUGGCGCACCAGCUCUUCCCCUCGUCCCCCAAUCCGAAGCACCCCCCUCCUACCGCGGUCUCUCCUUCGAUGCCGCUGCCAAUAGCCCCCCAACACCCACCGGAUUCCCCCUUGGCCGUCCCGGCCCCCUACCGCCCGGAGCCUGGCCCCAAGAAAGUGACAACGCCACACCCCUCAGAGCCCUCAGCAGCAAAAUACAAACGAGCCGAUGA
Molecule: messenger RNA, 2298 nt
Organism: Podospora anserina S mat+
Lineage: Eukaryota; Fungi; Ascomycota; Sordariomycetes; Sordariales; Podosporaceae
Exons: 1
Coding region: 1-2298 (765 amino acids)
Source: RefSeq, a predicted model, not a curated record